Molecule: messenger RNA, 873 nt
Organism: Pochonia chlamydosporia 170
Lineage: Eukaryota; Fungi; Ascomycota; Sordariomycetes; Hypocreales; Clavicipitaceae
Product: phytanoyl- dioxygenase protein
Exons: 1
Coding region: 1-873 (290 amino acids)
Source: RefSeq, a predicted model, not a curated record
AUGGUUACAAAUACUUCAAUCACACCAACCCAAUUGCGACAUGUCAAUGUGUCCAGCAGUUGCACCGACGUUCUUAAAGUCCUUCGCGAGGACGGCGGUGUAAUCAUCAAAGGCCUUUUGUCUCAGGAUCAAGUUGAUCGCAUGAACCAAGACAUUCAGCCCGCCAUGGACCAGCUAGCUGCUGGCUCAACACACAGCGAUGAAUGGACCCAGCAGUUCCACGGUACCAACACCAAGAGGUUAACCAACCUCGUCACCAUCAGUCAGACUUUUCGUCAAGAUAUUCUGGAUAACGACAUUAUUCACCAUCUUUGCGAAGCUGUCUUUCUCCAAGACUCAGGCACGUAUUGGCUAAACACGGCGCAAGUUAUCGAGAUUGGACCGGGAAACAAGGCCCAGGAGCUGCACCGUGACCAAGUGCAGUAUCCCAUCUUUACACACUGCGGCCCUGAUGCCCCUGAAGCUUGUGUCAACUUCAUGAUUGCCCUGACCGAUUUUACCCAGGAAAAUGGGGCCACGAGGGUCAUCCCUGGGAGCCACAGAUGGCCAGAUCUCAAGAACAAUGGAUCGCCAGAUGAUACAGUUCCAGCUAUCAUGGCCCCAGGGGAUGCUUGCUUCAUAAACGGUAAAGUCGUACAUGGAGGUGGUGCGAAUCGCACCCAAGACUUCAAGAGACGGGGCAUCGCUCUCAGCUUCCAGUGCUCGUACUUGACCCCCGAAGAAGCGUACCCUUUCAUUGUUGAGAAGGCUUUGGCAGAGCAGCUCAGUGAGCGCGGUCAAAGAAUGAUUGCCUUUCGUUCUCAGUUUCCCAAGGACAGCCCGGGGCUUUGGCAGAGCAACUAUGGGGAAAUAGCCAACGUAAUUGGAAUUUGA